Molecule: messenger RNA, 7572 nt
Organism: Erythranthe guttata (spotted monkey flower)
Lineage: Eukaryota; Viridiplantae; Streptophyta; Magnoliopsida; Lamiales; Phrymaceae
Gene: SDG2
Product: SET domain protein 2
Molecular function (GO): protein binding
Source: RefSeq, a predicted model, not a curated record
AAAGAAAAAGGAGAAAUCAAAAUAAACCGAUUUACAGAGAUUUCGUCUUCAGCUAUUCUUUCUCUCAUCAAUCGAUCCGCUGUCUUCUUUCUCUCUCUAAUCCUCUCUCUCUCUCUCUCUCUGUAAUUCCCUUUGAAUUAUCCCCAAUCUCUCCGUUUCCACUCACUAAACUCGUUUACUUCUCCGAUCCCACGCGCCGACCUCCGCCUCCGGCAAUUUUUCCCCAACUCGUGGGUUUUGGAGGAAGGAGGAAUUUUGAAGGCUGUUUACUACGAGGAGGACAACAGUAUGAGCAUAGAUAGCCCCGGGGAAGAAGUGGAUUAGGGUUUGUGUAGCGGUGUUUUCUCAAUUAAAAAAGAUUCAUUUUGGGGCAUUCCAUGGGCGAUGGCGGUGUUGCAUGCGUGCCUUCACAGCAUGUUAUGGACAAGUUUUCAAUUUGCGGUGGAAAGACAAAUGGCAACGCUAACGUCAAUUCUUCUCCUUCCAAUUCUCCCAUCAAAAUGGCUAAAGUGAAUCCUAAAAAAAUGAAGCUGAAAAAGAACAAGGGAAACAAGUCGGGCUCGAAGAAUUUUGGCAGUUCAACUAAAGAUGUCGAUGAGAAGAAAGGUAACGGUGAUUUUUCUAAUGAAAACAGUAAAGACGAAGUCGAGGAGGGUGAAUUAGGGACUCUGCCAUUCGAGAAUGGCGAGUUUGUUCCUGAAAAGCCACCUGCAAGAAAAUACGAGAUCAAGAGCGAGAUUGAGAAGGGCGAAUUUGUACCUGGCAAGUGGCGUAAGGGUGGCGGUGAAUUCGAGAAGAAUCAUUGGAGUUCAUCCAAAGACGAGCUGGAAAAAGGUGAGUUUGUUCCUGACCGGUGGUCAAACAGAGCCGAUGAAUAUGGUUACUCGAAGCCACGAAGGUACGAUGUUGCUAAAGAUAAAGGAUGGAAAAACGACCGUGCAUGGAUAGCACCUUCUCCAAAGGAAAGGGGGUGGAAAUUCGACCGCGACUCUGAACGUACUCCACCUUCAGGUAGGGAAAGAGGUUGGAAAGCUGAACGUGAUUGGUCGCCACCUUCUGGUAAAGACAAAGGAUGGAAAGGUGACCGCGAGUGGACCCCACCUUCAUCAGGUAAGUAUUCAAAUGAGAAAGAAUUCGGCAGAAAUGCUGGCACUCAGCGUUUCAGAAAGUUUUCUUCCAGAUAUGAAGGUGAGAAAACUCAAAAGGCCGGUUCGAAAAUAGCUGGGGAAGAAGGCUCUUUGAAAAAUGACUUUUCGAAUAGUAAGGGCCAUGCAAGAGACUAUCCCUUCAAUAACCGGUUAAAGCGUCAUGGUAAUGAUUCAGAUAGUAAUGACAGAAAGUACCGUGUUGACUAUGAUGACUACUCUGGUUCGAAAAACCGGAAGCUUUCUGAAGAUGGGGCCCGUUCUGGUUUCCAGUCGGACCACUAUUCUGGCAGGAAUGUCGAAAGGCCAUAUAAGACCCCUGCUUCUUCUUCUUCUUCAUCGCGGAAUAUUCCUUCUGAAAGGCAUCAUUCUGAGCGGUCACCACUCAAUCGGGCCCGCAACCAUGGCCGAAACUCUCACUAUGACAACAAGUAUCAAAGCCCUGGUUAUGUCGAUCAUGGCAGAAACUGCGAGGGUAGUAGGGAUCUGUCUCCAACUUUCUUGGAUAGGUCGCCACGUGAUCGAACAAGGCAUAGUGACAGUCGGGAAACGAAUUGGACGGGUGGAAGCAAAAGGCAAGAGGGAAAGAAUAUUCCGAUGAAAGAUUCCAGCGGAAGGAAAUCCCAGUUCUUAGCUAAAGAAUCACCAGAUAGAAAUAUCUCACCUGAUAAAACUGCUAGCCAUCACGUCGAGGAGCACUCCAAAAAUCGUGCGUACGACGGUAUAGAAUCUUCUCAAGAAAAUGGAGUUAUUGAAGAUCCAGCAUGCAUGGAAGAAGAUAUGGAUAUAUGCAAUACGCCCCCGCAUGUCCCUAUUGUGGCAGAUGCAGUUGUUGCAGGGAAGUGGUAUUACCUGGAUCACUUUGGUGUUGAACGCGGUCCCACCAAAUUGGGUGAUCUAAAGACACUUGUUGAGGAGGGAUAUCUUGUGUCGGAUCACUUGAUCAAACACGUGGACAGUGACAGGUGGGUAACUGUUGAAAAUGCGGCUUCGCCAUUGGUUAGUUUGAAUCACCAUUCUGUCGUUCCAGACACAGUUACUCAACUUGUUUGCCCCCCUGAGGCACCUGGUAAUGUAUUAGCAGAUAACUGUAAUGGUGUAUCUGGUGACGAGGAAAUCUUGGUCCCUUCUUCAAAUUUGAUAUUCUGCUCUGAGGAGAAUUCUUCUGUUUCUGAGCCUGUAGAAGAUCUCCGUAUUGACGACAGAGUUGGAGCGUUUUUGGAGGGUGUAGCAUUAAUUCCUGGCAAGGAAAUUGACAUGCUUACUGAAGUAUUGCAAAUCACAGUUGAGCAUGGAGAGUGGAAAAGAAGCCGAAAAAUUGAAGAAGGUCAUACCUGGCACUACCAGGACAUGGAAGAGUAUUGCGAAGGUAAUGGUGUUGAAGGUAGGCCAAGUGGUUUUGAACUUCAAUACAAAGACACUGAAGAAUCAAGGCCCACCAUGAUUGCCUCGUCUGAGAAGGAUAGCAUACUUGGUUUUAGUGAAACUGGUGAAAUUUAUUCUAGCCAAUGGGCAUGUAAGGGAUGUGAUUGGAUAAGGAGUGACGAAGCUGUUCCAGAUAGAUCUUGGAACCGGAAGCUUGUUCUAAAUGAUGGCUAUCCCUUGUGUCAGAUGCCCAAGUCUGGCCUUGAUGACCCUCGGUGGGAGCAAAAGGAUGAACUGUACUAUCCUUCUCAGAGCAGAAGGCUUGACCUUCCACUUUGGGCUUUUACCUCUCCUGAUGAGUUGAAUCUCCAAACUAAAUCUGCUCUUUUCAAGGGAGUAAGAGGAUUGAUGCUGCCCGUUAUUAGGAUAAAUGCGUGUGUGGUAAAGGACCAUGGCUCGUUUGUGUCUGAACCUCGUGUAAAAGUUAGAGGAAAGGAAAGAUUUUCUUCAAGGUCUUCACGACCAUAUUCGACAACUCAUGAUACAAGGAGGUCAUCUGAAGAUUUUCAGUUGAAGAGUGCCCACGAACAAGACUCAGAGGAUUCUAGUAAGAAAAGUGAAACACUAAGUAUACCAAAGGAUCGUCUCUGCAAAGUUGAUGAGUUGAAAUUGCAUUUGGGUGACUGGUACUUCCUUGAUGGUGCUGGGCAUGAACGAGGACCUUUAUCAUUUUCAGAGCUGCAAGUAAUGGCAGAUAAAGGCCUCAUUCAGAAAAAUAGCAGUGUUUUCAGAAAACGAGACAAGAUUUGGGUUCCAGUUACUAUUCACUCAGAAGAUUCUGGAAAUUUGGAGCAUGAGAAUACUGCCACUCGAUUUACUUCUCAUUCGAAAGAAAGUGAUGCUGUAUUGAGUGGAGGAUCGAGUAGUUUCCAUGGCUUACAUCCACAAUUUAUUGGAUAUACUCGGGGGAAGCUUCAUGAAUUGAUAAUGAAGUCAUACAAGGGUCGUGAAUUUGCUGCAGCCAUAAAUGAAGUCCUUGAUCCUUGGAUCAGUGCCAGACAACCGAAGAAAGAGAUUGAACAACAUAUCUACCAUUCAGAUCACUUCCGCAGCAAAAGAGCUAGGAUAGAUGAGAUUGAAGAGGAGUAUGGAAUGGAAGAUAACAUGCUAAAUUUUCAGAAUCAUGAGAGCGAAUUUGAUGAUUUGUGUGGUCAGCUUACCUUCAGUAAAGGAGAUGGAUUGGAUUCUGAAAUCGGUAGGGGAAGCUGGGAUCUGCUUGAUGGCAAUAUUCUAGCACGGGUGUUUCAUUUUCUUAGAGGUGAUGUUAAGUCCCUUUUUUACGCGGCUUUGACUUGCAAGCAUUGGCGGUCAGUGGCCUCGUCGUACAAAGAUAUAUGUAGACAGGUUGACUUUUGCGUCAUGGCCCCUAACUCCACUGAUUCCGCACUCUUGAAAAUUUUGAGCGAUUACAAGAAAGAAAAGAUUACUUCCUUAGUUUUACGUGGUUGUACUGGCUUCACUUCUGGCAUGCUUGAGGAACUCCUUCAAUCAUUACCUUUUUUGUCAUCUAUAGAUAUUAGAGGUUGCACUCAGUUUGAAGAUCUGGUGUGGAAGUUUCCUAAUAUUAAUUGGGUCAAAAAUCGUGCCUCCCAUUUAAAAAUUCGGAGCCUUAGUCACUUAACUGACAGGAGUUCAUCAGCAUCUAACCGGAUGGAUGACUCCACUGGACUGAAAGAAUAUUUAGAGAGUUCAGAUAAGAGGGAUUCUGCAAAUCAGUUAUUUCGUCGAAGCUUAUACAAACGGUCCAAGCUCUUUGAUGCUCGUAAGUCUUCGUCCAUUCUAUCUAGGGAUGCUCAGUUAAGGCGCUUGGCUGUUAAGAAGACUGGAAAUGGGUAUAAGAGAAUGGAGGAAUAUAUUGCUACAGGUCUACAUGACAUCAUGAGUGAGAACACCUUUCAGUUUUUUGUGCCUAAGGUUUCUGAGAUUGAAGAAAAAAUGAGAAAUGGAUAUUAUUCCACUCGUGGCUUGAGCUCUAUCAAAGAGGAUAUCAGUCGUAUGUGUCGCGAUGCAAUUAAGAUAAAAAACCGGGGUGAUGCUAGAGAUGUGAAUCGCAUUGUCUCAUUAUUCAUUAAACUUGCUACAAGUUUGGAUAAAGGUUCAAAGUUGGCUUAUGCAAGAGAGGACAUUAUGAAAUCAUGGAAAGAAGACUCACCUCCAGGGUUUUCAUCUACUUCUUCGAAGUAUAAGAAGAACCUCACUAAGGCGUCUGAAAGGAAGCAGUCAUAUAGAAGCAAUGGCUCUCUAUUCAUGCAUGGACUUUCUGAUUCUCGAGAUUUUGCUUCUGACAGAGAAAUCAGAAGGCGAUUAUCCAAGUUGAACAAAAAAUCUUUCGAUUCGGGGAGUGACACAUCUGACGACUUUGACAAAUCUUCUGACGCUAGUAAUGCAGACAGCGCAAGUACUGCUUCAGAUACAGAGAGUGACAUGGAGUCAACAUCGGUAGUUACUAUGGAAGAGUCAAGAGAGGCGACAAUCUUUACAUCUGAUGACGGGUUCGAUUCAUUGGCCGAUGAGCGUGAGUGGGGUGCUCGAAUGACAAAGGCAAGCCUUGUCCCCCCUGUGACAAGAAAGUACGAAGUUAUAGAUCACUACGUUGUUGUAGCAGAUGAAGAGGAAGUUAGAAGAAAAAUGCAGGUUUCUUUGCCUGAUGAUUAUGCUGAGAAGCUUAAUGCACAAAAGAAUGGCACUGAGGAGUCUGACAUGGAAAUUCCCGAGGUUAAGGAUUUCAAACCUAGAAAAUCCGUGGGGGAUGAGGUGAUUGAACAAGAAGUUUAUGGCAUAGAUCCAUAUACCCAUAAUCUUCUUCUUGAUUCCAUGCCAGAGGAAUCUGACUGGUCGCUUGUUGAUAAACAUUUGUUCAUUGAAGAAGUUCUGCUUCGUACUCUCAACAAGCAAGUGAGGAACUUUACUGGUUCUGGAAACACUCCUAUGGUAUACCCUUUGCGGUCUGUAUUCGAAGAGAUAUCAGAAACUGCAGAGGAGAACAGUGAUAGAAGGAUAAUGUCUCUCUGUCGGUUUAUGCUGAAGGCCAUUGAUAGUCGUCCAGAGGACAAUUAUGUUGCUUAUAGAAAGGGGCUUGGAGUUGUUUGCAACAAAGAAGGUGGUUUCAGUGAAGAUGAUUUUGUUGUUGAAUUUUUGGGAGAGGUUUACCCAACAUGGAAAUGGUUCGAAAAACAAGACGGCAUCCGUGCUUUGCAGAAGAAUAGUAAGGAUCCAGCACCAGAGUUCUACAACAUAUAUCUUGAGAGGCCCAAGGGUGAUGCGGAUGGGUAUGAUCUAGUUGUUGUUGAUGCAAUGCACAAGGCAAAUUAUGCUAGUCGGAUUUGUCACUCCUGCAGACCCAACUGUGAAGCAAAGGUCACUGCUGUUGAUGGUCAGUACCAGAUUGGUAUAUAUUCUGUGAGACCAAUUGCUUACGGUGAAGAGGUCACCUUUGACUACAAUUCCGUUACUGAGAGUAAAGAAGAGUACGAGGCUUCUGUUUGUUUAUGCGGCAACCAGGUUUGCCGUGGGAGUUAUCUAAAUCUAACAGGUGAAGGGGCUUUCCAGAAGGUGCUGAAAGAGCAUCAUGGAUUACUUGAACGGAUUCGUUUGCUGCUCGAGGCAUGCGAAGUGAAUUCGGUAUCUGAAGAAGAUUAUAUCGAUCUUGGUAAAGCUGGACUUGGGAGUUGUUUGCUUGGUGGCUUGCCUGAUUGGCUGAUUGCCUAUACGGCUCGAUUGGUGAGGUUUAUUAAUUUCGAGAGAACGAAACUCCCCGAUGAGAUUCUUAGGCAUAACUUAGAUGAGAAAAAGAGAUAUUUUGCUGAAAUACACCUCGAAGUUGAAAAAAGUGAUGCUGAAAUUCAGGCUGAGGGUGUGUAUAAUCAGAGGCUUCAAAAUUUGGCUCUCACUAUCGACAAGGUGAGGUAUGUUAUGAGAUGUGUAUUCGGUGACCCGAAAAAAGCACCACCUCCAUUGGAAAAGCUUAGCACAGAAGCAGCAGCUUCUUAUCUAUGGAAAGGAGAAGAGUCAUUCGUCGAGGAACUUAUACAGUGCAUGGCUCCUCAUAUGGAAGACGUUGCUUUGAGAGACCUCAAAGCCAAGAUCCAUGCACACGACCCUUCCGAUUCUAAUGAUAGAGAGAUCAAUCUUCAGAAAUCUUUAUUAUGGUUGAGGGAUGAGGUCCGGAACCUUCCAUGUACAUAUAAAAGUCGGCACGAUGCAGCUGCUGACUUAAUACACAUAUAUGCUCACACGAAAUCUUUUUUCAGAGUAACAGAAUACAAGAAAGUAACUUCGCCACCUGUCCACAUAACUCCACUAGACGUCGGUCCAAAAUAUGCAGAUAGAUUAGGUUCAGGUGUUCACGAGUAUUGCAAGACGUACGGCGAGACGUAUUGUUUAGGACAGCUUAUAUUUUGGCACGAUCAAAACGCAGAACCGGAUUCUACUUUAGCCAAGGCAAGUCGAGGCUGCUUGUCUUUACCCGAUGUUGGCUCCUUCUAUGCCAAAGUACAGAAGCCUUCACGACAACGUGUGUACGGUCCAAGAACAGUCAAAUUUAUGCUUUCGAGAAUGGAAAAGCAGCCACAGAGACCUUGGCCGAGGGAUCGAAUAUGGUCGUUCAAGAGCUUAGUGAAAGUAGUUGGAAGUCCGAUGUUAGAUGCGGUUUUACGGAAGGGACAACUUGACAAGGAGAUGGUACAAUGGUUAAAGCACAGACCUCCGAUUUAUCAGGCCAUGUGGGAUAGGUGAUUUAUUAUUAUUCUUUUUUUUUUCUUUUCUUAAAAAAAAAAAAAACAAUUAGAAGAAAAUAGAAGUACCCCUCUCAUUAGAAGAAGAAGAUUUGGUCAAACACACACCAUUGUUAGUCAACGGUGAUUGACCAAUCAGGUGGCGUUAUUUGUUUGUGAUCUAAUUCUUGUGUAUAGAAGAGCUACGUUGUCUUUAAACAUUCUUUUUAGGUUUUUUUUUUUGUAAUUUGUAUUCCUUCUUUGGUUUAUAGUUAUAGUUCAGUGUUUAC